UCUCCUCUCCUCUCAGAUCCUCUCAUCCAGGAGCGAUGCGGAGACAAUAGGACUGGAACUAAAGAAGCCUGCGAAAGGGCUAGCGGUCCGCUGAACAAGGAGCAUUUACCGCUAGACCAGGUGUCAAUAGCACAAUAAGGAGAAUUUGAAUGCCGACGGCGAAGAUACAUUUGUACAUCAAACCGUAAAGCUAUGCGCUACUGUCAUCCUCACGAUUUGUUAUUUUUUUAUCUGGCUUGACUUGGCUGACUUCAGAGCCCUUGUAUGUUGGACGGAUUGAAUGUUACACAAGCCGUUAGCCACCACUCCUGUCCUGCCCGUGAGUCCGUCCCCUAAACCUGUCCCCCUGUUCUUGUCUGUCCCCUAACCCGGUCCCCAGCAUGAGUUCAUCUCCGCUGGGUUCCCGUGGCAACAUGGACAUUCUGGAGGAGCUGCAGCUGAUCGCAGCACAGAACCUGGAGAGGUUAGAGGUCAACAAGUACUAUGAGGUCAUCAGGGAGCUUGGCAAGGGCACUUACGGCAAGGUGGACCUGGUCAUACACAAGAUCAGAGGCACCAAGAUGGCCCUGAAGUUCCUGAGGAAGAAGACGACCAAGUUGAAGUCGUUCCUGAGGGAGUACAGCAUCUCUCUCUACCUUUCUCCCUGUCCCUUUAUCAUUAACAUGUUUGGGAUCGCCUUCGAGACUGACGACUACUACGUGUUCGCCCAGGAGUAUGCCCUGUCUGGGGACCUCUUCGACAUCAUCCCUCCACAGGUGGGUCUCCCGGAGACGGUUGCUAAGCGCUGUGUGCACCAGGUUGCCAUCGCCCUGGACUACCUUCACUGUAAGAAGCUGGUGCACCGUGACGUCAAGCCUGAGAACAUCCUCAUCUUUGACCGCGAGUGCCGCAAGGUCAAACUGUCCGACUUCGGCAUGACGCGCCGCGCUGGCUCACCAGUCAAACGGGUGAGCGGUACCAUCCCCUACACGGCUCCGGAGCUGUGCGACACGUCUCGCCAUGAGGGCUUCUGCGUGGACUACAGCACAGAUGUGUGGGCCUUUGGCGUCCUCCUCUUCUGCAUGCUGACCGGUAACUUCCCCUGGGAGAAGGCCCUGCCCACCGACUCCUUCUACCAGGAGUUCACACGCUGGCAGAGACGGCGCACGGGCACCGUGCCCUCGCAGUGGCGUCGCUUCACUGAGCAGGCUCUCCGCAUGUUCCGCAGGCUCCUCUCUGUGGAGCAGGACAGACGCUGCUCCGUCAAAGAGGUGUUUGGCUACUUCAGCCACAGCUGGAUGCUGGAUGGAGACAGCAACGGGAACGGAGGAGGGGGCGGAGAGAGAGAGAGGGAGAGAGGAGGAGGAGGGGUGAGGGUGGAGGGAGACGGGAGCAGUACAUCGUCCUCGUCUGGAGAAGAGGAUGAGGAGAUGCUGGUGGAGAGGAUGAAGCAGCAGACUCUGUCUCCUCUCUCUCCUCCGGUGUCUGUGGAGAGGGGCACUGGGGGGACAAAGGCAGGGAUGACGGAGUCAGGUGGAGGACACCAUUUUGUGUCUGUUUCUACCACUAGCUCUGUGCCCUCGACUAACAGCUAUGACCGCAUGCCCAGAGACAGCAACAGCAACCAGCCCCCCGGACGCAUACUGGUGGCUACGCCUAUAGAGAUCUGUGUCUGAGAUGUGUGACGGGCCUUGGAAGGACUGAGAUACUGUGUACAGUACACAGACGUGCACACAGACACCUACACUCAUAUACACACACAUAUCCACACAUUUAAAUCAGUGGAGGCUGCUGAGGGGAGGACAACUCAUAAUAAUGUUUGGAAUGGAGUAAAUGGAAUGAUAUCAAAAACAUGGUUUUCAUGGGUUUGAUACCGUUCCACCCACUCCAUUCCAGACAUUAUUAUGAGCCAUUCUCUCCUCAGCAUCCUCCAAAAUGUUUUUGAGAACGGGGUCAAAAGGAAGGAGAAUUAAUUAAAGAAUUAAUUAAUUAACAUUUUGCAAAGUGAAAAGGGAUCAACUCAAGAAAUUACUGAUGAUUCCCGUUGGGGUCUAAAAUGAUCCAGUCAGAGAUCCAGAGAUCAGUCAUACUGCAGACACAACGAAUCUUUAUAGAGACUGCAAAGACUCAAUGAACUACAUACUGAACGAUCAGCCAGCCAGCCAACCAACCAACCAACCAACCAACCAACCAACCGACAGACAGACAUGACAUGGAGAGGUUAAAAAACACAUUGUGAUAUGAAAUGCUGGUAUUCAGAUGAAGACCAUAAUGUAUUUCUUAAAGCAAUAUAUUUUCCCCUAAAAAAAGACUGAAACCGAGGGCUGAAUUGAGAGGGGGAAAAAAAGACUACAGAAGUGACAUGCAGGAACCAUUUAUGGCAAAAAUAGAUGGAGAGAGAUGUUCUUUUGGUUGAAGCUGAUAGAAUUGCCACCUCAAUGAAAGAAUAUCAUCAAAAUGAACAGCAGUUUUAUGUUUACUGUAAUGCAAUGUAAACUCUGGUACAGUCUGUAUGUGUGUGUAGGUGUGUGUGUGUGUACAGUACGUGUGUAGGUGUGUGUGUGUGUAAGCGUGUACGGUAUAUCACUAUGUUUCAUGUGUAUGGAUCAGAAAUAUGAUUAGGUGGAUUUUUAUUUGCCUUUGGAGUUACCUUAUUUCUUUAAAUGUUAAAUAUCCAGAUUACAUUUUUUUUCUAUUGAUUUUGAAAAUUAGCUUUCGGUGUUUUCUGUUUGACUAAUUUCAUUAAAAGUUUCUGGACGCUCUAGUGCAGCGGUGUCAAACUCAUUCCACGGAAGGCCGAGUGUCUGCAGGUUUUUGUUUUUUCCUUUCAAUGAAGUCCUAGACAACCAGGUGAGGAGAGUUCCUUGCUAAUUAGUGACCUUAAUUCAUCAAUCAAGUACAAGGGAGGACCCACAGACACUCGGCCAUCCGUGAAAUGAGUUUGACACGUGUUCUAGUGCCAAAUUUCUACUUGGUCUCCUGCAACACUUUUUGAACAGGAAAAUGAAUACUGCUUCAACAGCUGGAUCUGGUAAAAUCACUGAGUUUAAUAGUAGUAUUCUCUCUUCAGUUUAUCAUUUAGAUUUAGUCCGAUGAUGUGCUACACAUUAAUAUCGAAUCAUUCAAAGCCACCAGAUUGAGAAGAGUAAGGCAUUCAUUUAGAUACAUUUUACAGAGAACUAUAUUCUGCCGUUGACAGCAGGCCAAGGUGUUCCAGAGCCUCCUGUCUGGAAACAGACAGAUAGCUGUUAAUGAUGUCCAACACUUUAUCACUGACCCCUUAACACAGGGUUUCCAAAACUCGGUCCUGGAGCCCCCACUGGGUGCACAUUUUGGCUUUUGCCCUAGCACUCCAGGAUCGAGUUUGGGAAACCCUGCCUUAACAGACACGUAUCUACUUCAUGGCAGAAAAAUAUAUUUUUACAUAUUUUUGUCCAUUUAUUUGAUUGUUGUUUUGUUUUACAUUUCUAAAUGUUGACGAAUGGUGUAUUGUUUGGAGUUUUGAUUAUUAUUUCAAAUUUUAAAUUCAAGCAGAAAAAUACAGUGAAGAUGACAUUUUUUUUUAAAUUGCAUGACAAGUAACUAAAACAUAUCUUCAUGGAAAAUUUGAACUGGCUUUACAAAAAGUUACGUCAAGAUUGUUGUGAUGUGGAAUAUUGCUGUAGCACAAUUUCUUGCGCUAUAUCCCGAAGUCAAUAUCGUCGUGACCUCUCGAGAUGUCUUAGGGCUAGAAACCAGACAACUAUAAUAACGGCUAGUUUUGGUUCAAUGUGUUGUGUUUGUAGGCUGUCGAUGCUGCGUUUCCAUUUCACCAAUCAGAUUUAGGAUCCAGAGCUACUGAUCUACUGUAUGUAAUGUAUCUGUAGUAUCUGUAUCUACAGUAUGUAAUGUAUCUGUAUCAACAGUAUGUAAUGUAUCUGCAGUAUCUGUAUCUACAGUAUGUAAUGCAUCUGCAGUAUCUGUAUCUACAGUAUGUAAUGCAUCUGCAGUAUCUGUAUCUACAGUAUCUGUAUCAACAGUAUGUAAUGCAUCUGUAUCGACAGUAUCUGUAUCUGCAGUAUGUAAUGCAUCUGCAGUAUCUGUAUCUACAGUAUCUGUAUCAACAGUAUGUAAUGCAUCUGUAUCGACAGUAUCUGUAUCUACAGUAUGUAAUGCAUCUGUAUCUGCAGUAUGUAAUGUAUCUGUAUCGACAGUAUCUGUAUCUGCAGUAUGUAAUGUAUCUGUAGUAUCUGUAUCAACAGUAUGUAAUGAAUCUGUAUCUGCAGUAUCUGUAUCAACAGUAUGUAAUGCAUCUGUAUCAACAGUAUGCAAUGUAUCUGUAUCGACAGUAUGUAAUACAUUACAUGCUGUCGAUACAGAUACUGUCGAUACAGAUGCAUUACAUACUGCAGAUACAUUACAUACUGUAGAUACAGAUACUGCAGAUACAGAUACAUACUGUAGAUACAGAUGCUGUAGAUACAGAUACAUUACAUACUGUAGAUAGAUACUGCAGAUACAGAUGCAUUACAUACUGUUGAUACAGAUACUGUCGAUACAGAUACAUUACAUACUGUAGAUACAGAUGCAUUACAUACUGUAGAUACAGAUGCAUCUGGAAUCCUAUGGAGACUUUCUGGAAUAGAUAGUUCACAAACUAAUGCAUUUUUGAUCAAGUGUGUCAGUAGCUCCUAAAGUCCCAAGUCUUAAGAAGUUGCAAGGGAAAUCUGGGGAGGAUUGUUUUAGUAUCACUUCUUUGCCAAGCAAAACGUCACAAGAAAGUGUGAUGAAUUAGUCAUUAUAAAGUCAGAAAAAAAUAUGAGAAAAAAAAUGAAACAAAAACCUGUUGUGUGUUGCAAUUUCCAGACAUAUUUGCAUGAAUCUGUAUGUGCUGGAAAACAAUUGUGGAAAACCUAUUUUCUGUUUUGCUGUCACAGCUGUAGUAUUCUGUUGUUCACACUUGGGUGUAUGAAUCUUGAAUAACAGUCAGUAAAGUUACUUUCCUCUUUCAUCUGGCAACUUCCAACAAUGAACUGUUCAGUACGGGUUGUAGCCAGUUGUGGUAUAGUUGAAUUCAACCAUGCUCCAGGCAGAGGUUACCAUUUAAAUCCUCACCUUAUCCAUCCAAGGGUGAAAAAUCAAAAACCCCAACUAACCUUAGAUCAGUGUCUGGGGGGGAUUACAUCUUGUGACAACCUAUGACCUUGUGUCCACCAACCCUGGUCCUGAGGACCCACUGGGUGUGCAGGCUUUUGUUCUAGCCCAGCACUAAACACACUUGAUUAGUUUAAUCAUCAAGAGCGAAGGCUGGAACCACUGCUGUAGGUAAUAUACACGUGUUGGACACGGAGGUUUGAGCGAAGCUAUCAUGUUGUAAUGUGUUGGAAGUUGUUCAUUAGAGGCCUUUUGUUUUUCUGUCCAGUGACAUAUUUUGACACGGCAUUAUGAUUUUUGUGGAGUUUUAGUGAGUAGGGGAACACAGCUCUAGAACUUGUGUCCGAUUCUGUCUUUGCAAUACAACGGUCUUCCCUGUAAGCUCCGAUUAGUCGACAAUAAAAUUAGAAAUCUUGUUGGAA
This is a messenger RNA of Salmo salar (Atlantic salmon), 5534 nucleotides long. RefSeq names its product serine/threonine-protein kinase SBK1. Gene Ontology annotation, biological process: protein phosphorylation. Gene Ontology annotation, molecular function: protein serine/threonine kinase activity; ATP binding. Lineage: Eukaryota; Metazoa; Chordata; Actinopteri; Salmoniformes; Salmonidae. The record is from RefSeq and is a predicted model, not a curated record.